AUGAGUCCUCUCCCAAUUACGCUUCAGCGUGCGGUAGUCAUGCUCCGGCUCAAUGUUCUUGGUAUGAAGAUGUUCGUAUUUCUUGGAUAUCUUGGCAACACUGGCGCGAAGGCGUUCAACCUCUACCUGGAGGUUGACAUCUGUCGAAGGUUUCUUUCAGGAGGUAUCCCCUUGGGGGGUAUGGUGCUGAGUAUCGUGGCUAUCAUCGGUCAGUAUAGCGGAGUGUGGGGUAAAGAAGAGGCGGCAGGGCCUGAUGGGAGAAGGAGCGAGCUGGGCUGUUGCUGUGGUGGUGACACGUGUCCUUGGAGAUUAGGUUCAGCAGUCGGGAGCUUCAACAAGUGUUUGGCACCUCGGAAGGGUGUCUUCCUUCGGCAGGGGAGAAGGCUUGUUUGCUUUGGUGCUAGUCAUUUUGAUGCUGGAUAUGCUUGGUUGAUUAUGGUGUAA
Messenger RNA from Prunus armeniaca (apricot), 444 nucleotides. The record is from the annotation of a GenBank genome assembly. NCBI's taxonomy places the organism in Eukaryota, Viridiplantae, Streptophyta, Magnoliopsida, Rosales, Rosaceae.